Molecule: messenger RNA, 784 nt
Organism: Musa acuminata AAA Group (dessert banana)
Lineage: Eukaryota; Viridiplantae; Streptophyta; Magnoliopsida; Zingiberales; Musaceae
Product: glycine-rich RNA-binding protein GRP1A-like
Exons: 2
Coding region: 96-563 (155 amino acids)
Cellular component (GO): nucleus
Molecular function (GO): RNA binding
Source: RefSeq, a predicted model, not a curated record
GGCCUUAGGGUUUUUUGUGCUCUUCAGAGGCGGCUUGGUCUCUCCUGCCCCUCUUUCCCGUUCUGUUCAUCAGGGUUCUGCUACGGUCCAUUUCCAUGGCGGCUUCUGAUGUCGAGUACCGCUGCUUCGUCGGCGGCCUUGCCUGGUCCACCGAUGACGUCUCCCUCGAGCGAGCCUUCAGUGCUUACGGCGAGAUCGUCGAUUCCAAGAUCAUCAACGACCGGGAGACGGGGAGGUCGAGGGGCUUCGGGUUCGUCACCUUCCGGGACGAGCAAUCGAUGAGGGAUGCCAUCGAGGGGAUGAACGGUCAGAUCCUUGACGGGAGAAGUAUCACGGUCAACGAAGCCCAGAACCGCCGAAACGGCGGCGGAGGCGGAGGCUUCCGUAGCGGCGGAGGCGGUGGGUACGGCGGUGGUGGGUACGGCGGUGGCGGUGGCGGUCGCCGUGACGGAGGUGGGUACAGCCGAGGUGGCGGCGGAGGUGGUUACGGGCGAGAACGCGGUUAUGGCGACGGCGGUUCCCGCUUCUCGAGGGGCGGUGACGACGGCAACUGGAGGAACUGAGGCGUUCGUUUGCGCCGGUGAAUUAGCCGGGCUUUACUGGGCUUGGUAGUUAUCUAGAUCGUAGACUUAGUUAUCUUAGUAGCAAGACUUUGCUAUGGUGUUCGAUUUCUUAUGGCUCGCGUUGUUUUUGAUCCUGUAACGGUGUGUCUUGGUGUUCGCAGUUCUGUGAUUUUGCUAUAUGGUAUUUGAAAAGAAAAGGCCAAAAGAAAAGCCUUUUAAAA